AUGAGUCAAAGCAAUGAAACCAAUUCACCCAAUAUAACAAAUCCUGUUGAAGUUCUAUGUCCUACAGGCAUGCCUAUUGGUGACAGCCAAUGCUUUUGUGAUUGGCGUGUUCAAUUGACAGCGUCACUUGCUGUUUAUCUAAUUGGUCUUAUAUAUACGGUACCAAGAUCUCAUAUAACACGUUAUCACCAUUAUUCUCAUGAAGCAAAAAAAAUUUGGAUACCGCGACCUGCAAUUGUAGAUGCUUUUGGAUUUUUCGUCUUAAUUGGACCAAUAGUUUCUUUAAACACGUUUGCCAUUAUAUCCGGUGCAUACAUGGAUAAGAAUGACGAAAAGAUGGCAAAAAUUUGGACUAAAGUACACUAUUUAAGCUGGAGUUUUUUUUGUUGGGUCAUAAUGAUUGGCUUAGUUUAUUUUGGAAGUAGACUGACUAAUGUAAUAGUGACUCAUAUUGAGGAUACAAAAUAUUCCGGAAGGGCUACGCCUAUGAAAAUUCAAAAUUUAGAACGCGGUUUAAACAAGUUACGGUGGGUUCUUGCACUUCUAUUAAGCGCAUUGCUCUUUUUUGCAUCAUCAUCGCUCUUGUUUGCAAUCUUUAGAGAAUUUAUCCUGGCAUAUUCGCCAGUGCUAUCUCUCAUUUUUGCUGCUCUUUGGGUUUUGAUUGUUCCUAUGAUGAACGUUAUUAUUGUCACUAUAUUGGCAUAUGAGAUAAAUGAUAGAGAGAAUCAUAAGGAGCGAGGUUAUAGAGAUACAACUUUUGCACGACCACCAGUUCCCCCUGUGCGUCGAAGUUAUCGUGAAGAGGAAAUUGUUAAAGACUCAAAAUCUGACGAAUCUGGUUCUUUUAGUUUUCUGCCUAAUUCUUCCUCUAGAUCUAAUCAUGAGAACCAAUUAAGUGAAAUAGCAUUAAGAGCUGUAAAGCUUACGUCUUCUAUGGGUGAUUCAAAAAUAUCUGAAAUAAGCAUGAAUCUAGGUCAACAAUCCCAACAAUCCAAUAAUCUCACUGAUUCUUCGCAACGGACUAGUGAGCUGACGAAUUCAGGAGAUGAUCGAAUUGGCAUUGCUAUUCCCUAUACACCUUCAAAGAUUCUCUCUGACUCAAAAUUUUCAAACAUACAAUAA
Molecule: messenger RNA, 1122 nt
Organism: Dentiscutata heterogama
Lineage: Eukaryota; Fungi; Glomeromycota; Glomeromycetes; Diversisporales; Gigasporaceae
Source: the annotation of a GenBank genome assembly